UUGUUAUGCUGGCUUUCAAAGAUACAGGUAGCUUACUUCAGAUCCGAAGAAAAUGCUAAGAAAACUAAGAGCAGAUACAUACGAAUCAAACAGACUAUACAAAUACUAGUAGUGCUAUAGCCACUAUAUUUACUACUGCCACUACACCCCCACCACUUGAUUUUUCUUUUCUUUUUCUUUUUCUUUCAGUGUUAAAGCCUUUUCCUGUUGUUUCUGUGUGUGCUUUUUGGACUCUUGCAUAAUCCAAAAAGCUUCCUUCUUUCUCUCUCUCUGCUGAUGGGUUUUUAUCUGCUUCUUUGUCAGCCAUCGAUUUUUUGAUUGAAUCUUUUGAACUGCUUAAAGAUUCAUUUUCAGCUUCCCUUUUAUCUAUUUUGUUCUCCCUCUCUCGUGGGAAUUUUUUUUUGUUUCUUUUGGAGGUCCUAUAUAUAUAUAUAUGUACACACACACAUACAUGUAUGUAUGUAUGAUUGGAGAAGCCUUUUCUGCUAAGCUUUGCGCAAAAUUUGGAGCUUCUUCGCUUUAGUUACUGAUUUUUCGGGUUGAAGAUGAAACAAAGAUUGCAUUAUGUGGAUCUUUGAUUUCUCUCUUCAACAAAGGAAGGGACAAAGAUGGUGCUCUAACUUUUAGUGGGAUUGAACAGUUUAUGUGUUGGAAAGACUGGGUUUUCGUCACCAACUUUGACGAUUUGUUGUUCUAGAAAGAUAAAGAAAUUAUUCUUCUUAUUUGUUGCGUCUCCACAACUAUUUGGGUUUAGGCUGUUGUUAGAAUGAUGAUGGAAAGAUGGGAAUUAAGAGUAGUGAAAGUUUUGGGAUUUGAAAAGUUUCAAGUUUUAUUUGGAUUAUAAUUUGUUUGUAUCCUCCAAUUCCCUCAAUACUUCAACACCAAGAUUCGUCCGUCGAAAUUCUUCUCUGUAUUCGUCAUAUGUGUUGUAUAAGGACAAAUCACCAAAGACAAUAAAGGGGAUUUGCUUUUAUUAUUUUUAAGUGAAAUGAUUACUUUUAUGGAAGCUAAAGAGAGAGUGAAGGAGGUGGAGAAAUGCUUAGACUCUCAGCUAUGGCAUGCCUGCGCUGGUGGAAUGGUCCAAAUGCCGGCGGUGAACUCCAAGGUCUUCUACUUCCCUCAAGGCCACAUCGAGCACGCCUCUAGUCCUGUGGAUUUCAGGAACUUCCCUCGUGUCCCUCCUUAUAUCCUCUGUAGGGUCUCAUCUGUUAAAUUCAUGGCUGAUCCUGAAACCGACGAGGUCUAUGCAAAGAUGAAGUUGUCUCCAAUUACCGGCAGUGAGCCUGGUUUAGAGGAAGAAGAUGAACGUGUAAUUAAUGGAGGAGAAGGGCAAGAGAAUAAGCCGGCUUCCUUCGCUAAGACAUUGACCCAAUCGGAUGCUAACAAUGGAGGAGGUUUCUCCGUUCCAAGAUACUGUGCAGAGACCAUUUUUCCGCGGCUGGAUUACUCGGCAGAUCCGCCUGUACAGACCAUUCUUGCUAAGGACGUUCAUGGGGAGACAUGGAAGUUUAGGCAUAUUUACAGAGGAACCCCAAGGAGGCAUCUUUUAACUACUGGGUGGAGCACGUUUGUGAAUCAUAAGAAGCUAGUGGCAGGUGAUUCCAUAGUGUUUUUGAGGGCAGAGAAUGGAGAUCUUUGUGUUGGGAUUCGAAGAGCUAAGAGGGGAAUUGGAGGAGGUCCUGAGUCUUCCUGGAAUCCUGCAGGUGGGAACUGUGUUAUGCCUUAUGGGGGGUUCAGUUCCUUUUUCAGAGAUGAAGAGAAUAAGCUAUUGAGAAAUGGAAAUGGGAAUGGUAAUAGUUCCGGUGGGAAUGGAGGUUUGAUGGGGAAGGGGAAAGUGAGGCCUGAAUCAGUUAUUGAAGCAGCUACUCUUGCUGCAAAUGGACAACCUUUUGAGGUUGUUUACUACCCUCGAGCUAGUACUCCUGAGUUCUGUGUGAAGGCGUCUUUGGUAAAAAUAGCUUUGCAGAUCCGUUGGUGUUCUGGGAUGAGGUUUAAGAUGGCCUUUGAAACCGAGGAUUCUUCGAGGAUUAGUUGGUUCAUGGGAACUAUUUCUUCUGCUCAAGUUGCUGAUCCUCUUCAAUGGUCGGAUUCACCAUGGAGGCUUCUCCAGGUUACUUGGGAUGAACCAGAUUUGCUUCAAAAUGUGAAACGUGUUAGCCCGUGGCUAGUUGAAUUGGUAUCAAACAUGCCCGCCAUCCAUCUCUCCCCAUUCUCACCACCAAGGAAGAAGUUAAGAUUCCCACAACACCCUGAUUUUCCCCUUGAUGGUCAAUUUCCGAUUCCAUCGUUUUCCGGCAACCUCCUUGGGCCCAGCAGCCCCUUUGGUUGUCUACCAGACAGCACUCCUGCUGGCAUGCAGGGAGCCAGGCAUGCUCAUUGUGGUCUACCUUUAUCGGAUCUCCACCUCAGUAAACUGCAGACGGGUUUACUUCCGGCUGGUUUCCCGCCACUACUUGAUCAUGUUGCUACUCAUACUAGAACCUCAAAUAGUCCUAUGAUUCAAAAGCCUAGCAUGAGUGAGAACGUGUCUUGUGUGCUAACCAUGUCACAUUCUACUCAGACUUCAAAGAAAACUAAUGAUACAAAGACACCCAAGCUUGUACUGUUCGGUCAACCUAUACUCACCGAGCAGCAAAUCUCUCUUAGUUGCUCUGGUGGUGAUACAUUGUCACCGGUUCAUACUGGAAAUAGUUCAUCUGAAGGAAAUUUAGAUAAAAUGGCAAAUUUUUCUGAUGGCUCUGGAUCUGCUGCUCUUCAUCAGCAAAGCUUACCGGAGCGCUCAUCAUGUGAAGGUUUCCAAUGGUUUAAGAAUAACUCCCGAGAAAAUGAGACCUCCUUGGAGACUGGUCACUGCAAAGUCUUCAUGGAGUCGGAGGAUGUGGGUCGCACUCUGGACCUCUCAUUGCUCAGGUCUUAUGAAGAAUUAUACAGAAAACUAGCAGACAUGUUUUCUAUAGAAAAUUCCGAGACACUAAACAAUGUGCUUUACCGUGAUGUUACAGGCGCUGUCAAACACAUUGGGGGUGAACCAUUCAGUGAUUUCAUGAAAACAGCAAGGAGACUGACAGUUCUAAUGGAUUCAAGCAGUGACAAUGUAGGAUUGUAGAGUAGAAAUAAACUUUUGUUUCAAACUGUAUAGCUGGAUGAUCGAAUCGAAUCCUUCCCCUCCUUCUCGAGCUGACCUUUUUUUCCUUCUUCAACCUGUGGGGGGAGCUUCUGUGAUAGUUCAUUCAGCAUAUUGUUGGGUAUUGUUUCUUUUGUUUUUUUUUUCCUCUUUUUUGAUAGGCAAGUCCUGCAAAUACAAGUCUUUUGUAGGACAAGGUCUUUGUAACAAAGUUUCUUUUUUCGCCUUUUUGGAAUAUGCAUUGAAGCCUUCUGGUAAUUCCAAGUGGAUUUUGAGCAAGAAACCAUUUUGUUCUGCAUUUGGAGGUUGACCUUGUGCAAAAAUAUGUUUAUUUAUAAUGAAAUCGAUUUCAGGC
Messenger RNA from Manihot esculenta (cassava), 3479 nucleotides. RefSeq names its product auxin response factor 18. The transcript is spliced from 4 exons. Gene Ontology annotation, cellular component: nucleus. Lineage: Eukaryota; Viridiplantae; Streptophyta; Magnoliopsida; Malpighiales; Euphorbiaceae. The coding region runs from base 989 to 3106 and encodes 705 amino acids. Gene Ontology annotation, molecular function: protein binding; DNA binding. The record is from RefSeq and is a predicted model, not a curated record. Gene Ontology annotation, biological process: response to hormone; regulation of DNA-templated transcription.